Molecule: messenger RNA, 831 nt
Organism: Iphiclides podalirius (scarce swallowtail)
Lineage: Eukaryota; Metazoa; Arthropoda; Insecta; Lepidoptera; Papilionidae
Source: the annotation of a GenBank genome assembly
AUGGGUUGCUUUUUAGCCUCCUUGCCGAUACAAAACGACCCGGAAAGUUUACCAAAACCAAUCAGAUAUGAAAUAUCAUCAGAAAAGUAUGCAAAGAAACGUUUAGCAGUGAUAGUACCAUUUAGAGAUCGAUUUGAGGAGCUCCUGGAAUUUGUGCCUCACAUGUACAGAUUUCUAAAGAAACAAAAUAUACCUUUUGACAUAUUUGUCAUUCAGCAAAAAGAUAACAAUAGAUUCAACAGGGCUUCUCUCAUAAAUGUUGGAUUCCUGUAUACAAGAAAAGAUUACGACUAUAUUGCAAUGCAUGAUGUUGACCUAUUACCUCUAAAUGACAAUUUAAAAUAUGAUUACCCACUAAAUGGGCCUAUUCACAUAUCCUCACCACAAACACAUCCAAAGUAUCAUUAUGAAACAUUUAUUGGUGGCAUUUUAUUGAUAAAAAAGGAGCACUUCGAACUAGUCAAGGGCAUGUCCAAUAAUUACUGGGGAUGGGGUUUAGAAGAUGAUGAAUUCUAUGUAAGACUGAAGGAUGCCGGCUUAUCAGUGAAUCGGCCAGAAAAUAUUGACACUGGAACGGAAAAUACUUUUAAGCACAUCCACGACAAGACGUACAGGAAACGCGACAUGCGCAAAUGCUUCAACCAGCGCGAGGUCACGCGUAGGAGGGACCGCGUCACCGGUUUGCACGACGUCGCCUACGAAGUGGAGGGCACGCACAGCGUCACCAUCGACACCCUACCGGUGACGGUCGUGAACGUUCGUCUGAUUUGCAACGAUUCUAUCACCCCCUGGUGCCAGUGCAACGAGCCCGCCAAGCCGAAAAAGGCCAAG